This is a messenger RNA of Fraxinus pennsylvanica, 1608 nucleotides long. NCBI's taxonomy places the organism in Eukaryota, Viridiplantae, Streptophyta, Magnoliopsida, Lamiales, Oleaceae. The record is from the annotation of a GenBank genome assembly.
AUGGCUGAGGUUUCUGCUAAGAGUUUCAUACCUGAAUCAUUACCGGGGGCGUCGGCCAACAUUGCUGGGCAAAUUGGGCUGCUGUGGGAGCUAAUCAGAGCACCAUUGAUAGUUCCAUUGCUGAGAAUUGCUGUAUACAUAUGCUUAGCCAUGUCAAUCAUGGUGUUCAUUGAGAGGCUUUAUAUGGGGAUUGUGAUCAUUCUUGUUAAGCUCUUCUGGAAAAAGCCCCAAAAGAGGUACAAAUGGGAAGCAAUGGAGGAUGAUCUGGAGAGUGGCAGUGCAGCAUUCCCCAUGGUCCUUGUUCAGAUCCCCAUGUUCAAUGAAAAAGAGGUUUAUAAGAUCUCCAUUGGUGCAGCAUGUAAUCUUUCAUGGCCAGCUGAUCGUAUGGUGAUUCAAGUACUCGAUGAUUCCACUGAUCUUAUCAUCAAGGAUAUGGUUGAGAAAGAAUGCAUUAGGUGGGCGAGUAAAGGAUUAAACAUUAGAUAUCAAAUUAGGGAAACAAGAGGAGGCUACAAGGCUGGAGCUCUUAAAGAAGGGUUGAAACGUGACUAUGUAAAAGAAUGUGAAUAUGUAGUCAUUUUCGACGCCGAUUUCCGGCCCGAACCAGAUUUUCUUCGGCGGUCAAUUCCUUUUCUAGUCCACAAUCCCGACAUUGCUCUCGUCCAAGGUCGCUGGAGAUUUGUGAAUGCAAAUGAAUGCUUGUUGACAAGAAUGCAAGAAAUGUCUUUGGAUUACCAUUUUAAAGUAGAGCAAGAAGUGGGAUCAUCUACUCAUGCCUUCUUUGGCUUCAAUGGCACCGGUGGAGUAUGGAGAAUUGCUGCAAUAAAUGAGGCAGGAGGGUGGAAAGACAGAACUACAGUAGAGGACAUGGAUCUUGCUGUUAGAGCUGGUCUCAAGGGCUGGAAAUUUGUUUACCUAGGAGACCUUCAGGUGAAAAGUGAACUUCCUAGUACUUUCAAAGCCUUCCGUUUUCAGCAACACAGAUGGUCUUGUGGUCCAGGCAAUUUAUUCAGAAAAAUGGUGAAGGAAAUUGUCAAAAACAAGAAAGUUUCACUAUGGAAGAAGUUCUAUGUGAUCUACAGCUUCUUCUUUGUCCGAAAAAUCAUAGCCCACAUGUUUACUUUCUUCUUUUACUGUGUGGUACUUCCUUUAACCAUUUUAGUACCCGAAGUUGAAGUGCCGAAAUGGGGAGCCAUUUACAUUCCGUGCAUAAUCACAACUCUAAAUUCUGUCGGGACUCCAAGGUCGUUCCACUUACUGUUCUAUUGGAUUCUUUUCGAGAAUGUCAUGUCUUUUCAUCGAACCAAGGCAACUUUUAUUGGUUUGUUUGAGGCUAAGAGAGCUAACGAAUGGGUUGUCACUGAAAAACUUGGAGAUGCUCUCAAGAACAAGUCGAAUACCAAAGCAACACCAAAGAAAUUACCCCUAUUUAAGCUUGGAGACAGAAUAUUACUCCACGAGCUGGGGUUCGCGGUCUUUUUAUUCGUCUGUGGAUGCUAUGACUUCCUUUAUGGAAAGAACAACUAUUUCAUAUACCUUUUCCUUCAAGUUAUCACCUUCACAAUCGCGGGAUUUGGCUAUGUUGGGACAAUAGUCCCGAGCUCUUAA